Messenger RNA from Fusarium subglutinans, 1857 nucleotides. RefSeq lists its product as uncharacterized. Bases 1 to 1857 code for a protein of 618 amino acids. The record is from RefSeq and is a predicted model, not a curated record. The transcript has 5 exons. Lineage: Eukaryota; Fungi; Ascomycota; Sordariomycetes; Hypocreales; Nectriaceae.
AUGUCACAUCACUUUUCACCUAACUCUAGUAUAAUCUCCGGCCCCGGUGGGGAUACUCGAUCUGCGAGUGACGUAUGCGAUGGGACUGAACCAUUCAGCUACGCGAAUGGCGAUUUCCGCCGAGACCAUGUCCGCUUCGCCGCUGAAUUGGGCAGCGUUGUCGAAGAAGCCGUUACAUCAAUUGUAACGAGACACGGAGGUGCUGGUAUUGACAAGAGCCUUGCCUGGGAAGCCAUUCAGAGUCUCGCAAGGUCCAAGCUUGACGAACUCACAGGCGACUUGAUAGCGCAGGGGAGCCAAGGCUUUUACCCUUCAAACAAUUUUGUUUCUGCCGCUGGACUUUCGCUCGUCUCCCCUGAAAAUGCUGGUCCUGUGAACCACGAUGUCCCAUUGAUGACAGACUUGGAUGUGUUCUCGGAUGAACAGCCUCCUGGCUUCGAAAAUGUUCAAGCACUGGAAUUUCCAGACUUCGAAUAUGCAGUUUAUGAGGAUGGGCCCUUUUCACAGAUUCCCAUUCCAAGUCCCUCAUCCGGAACGAUCACUCUGCCGACUAAUAGCCCAUCGUUACAAGAGCCUUGUCCCGAUGAAGUUUCUGUUGAAUCAUCUACGACAGGCAGCACACGCACUAUCACAGCUAGUCCUGCCUCUAGACACCAUGGUGCAGCGUCCAGACAGGUGGGACAAAGACUCGAGAUUCCUCCAGUACGGCACCACGAUUCUUGGCCCCAAAGAAGCUUCAAACCUUCGUCCAAGCGUUCCAUCAGUCAAACUGAUCGGUUGAUGCAAAACAACCUGGCAAAACAGUCUGAUAAGCGACCUAGGCGCGGAAGACCGAAUUUCAAAGGGUCGCGAACUCUACUUCAUAGCUUAUACCAAACACGUAUUCAAUCUUUACUCGACAACGUCGCUGGAUGGUUCCCGAUAGAACCCUGUAAUACAGUAACUAUUAAGAUCUCAAAUGGAUUUAUGCCAACAUUGCAAGUGACACUGAAGCCGUACAUACCUUACAGCCAAGGUGCUCUCACUCAUGUCCUGUUUCGCGGGACUGAAGCUGGAAGGAUUACUCCCCGCGCUGAGAGCACAGCAUUCUCUCUGGAAGACGGCACUCUAAGGCCGGAGAAGAUCGAUGCUUAUUGUGAUCGCCUCGCAUUCGAUUUAGCACUGAAUGAAGGACGGCAGGCAACGGAUAGGAAUAGACUGGCCAGUCAUAUCCUCAUGUUUGCCACGACACAAUGUGCAGGGCCUCAACAAAUGCCUAGUAUAGAAGGGAUCAGCUUGGUACAGCUUGCGCUACGAUUCUGGGCCAUGCAGACUGUAUUUUUCAAGUAUCCCUGGACGAUAGUGAAAGGUGCCUCGGAUAUAGGUAUGUGGCCGCUGAAUAUCCCUGGAUGCUGGUUUGGAAAGACACUACUCCCGCGACUUGUCAACCAACAACUUGACAAGGCCUUCGAGAUCCGUAUGGAUGAACUUGAGCGAGAGAUCCUUGGACGACUUCAAGACGUGAUCCUCCGCCGUGACCGAAGCACGUACUGGUGUGCCAUCUUCUUAACAACUUUCAUACUCUUACAUAGUCUCGAGAAAGACUCAUGGAACAUGCACGCCUGGGAGUACGAGAAGAACCGCGAAGGGGGGACCCGUUGGCCUUUGAGGAGAGAUCCAUGUGAUUACUAUGGCCAGAACAAACAUAUCGCAGAUACAUUGACGACAUAUUUCCGUAUUGUGACGAAUGGGCAUGCGCUGUUUGCCAUGGACUGGACAAAACCUUCAAACCAAGGACUCCUGGGUCAGAGUUUGCAUGCUCGAUCACUGAUUAAGGGUAUACAAAAAGACCUGCAGGAUCCCCAGUCCAGUGAGUAA